Messenger RNA from Lathyrus oleraceus (garden pea), 630 nucleotides. Its product is annotated as secreted RxLR effector protein 161-like. Lineage: Eukaryota; Viridiplantae; Streptophyta; Magnoliopsida; Fabales; Fabaceae. Bases 1 to 630 code for a protein of 209 amino acids. The transcript has a single exon. The record is from RefSeq and is a predicted model, not a curated record.
AUGGGUAAGAUGAAAUAUUUUCUUGGACUCCAAAUUAAGCAACUAAAGGAUGGCAUAUUCAUCAACCAAUCAAAGUAUUGCAAAGAGUUGUUGAAACGAUUCGACAUGGAUAGUUGCAAGGCAAUGUAUACUCCAAUGGGAUCCGGAACUUAUGUUGAUCAAGAUGAAUCAGGUGUUUCGAUUGAUAUUACAAAGUAUCAAGGUAUGAUUGGUUUUGUACUAUAUUUGACGGUAAGUCAUCUUGAUAUAAUGUUUAGUGGGUGUCUUUAUGCGCAGUUUCAAGCCAAUCCAAAGGAAUCAUAUCUCACCGCUGUUAAAAGGACCAUGAAGUAUCUCAAAGGAACAACGAAUGUAGGCCUAUGGUAUCCAAAAGGUAGUAUAUGUGAUUUAGUUGGAUAUUCUGACUCGGAUUAUGCAGGUUGCAAAAUUGAUAGAAAAAGUACAAGUGGAACAUGUCACAUCCUAGGAAAUGCAUUAGUUUAUUGGGUGUGUAAGAAAGAAUCAUGUGUUGCUCUUAGCACCGCAGAAGCAGAAUACAUAGCAGUAGGAAGUUGUUGUGCUCAGAUUCUAUGGCUAAAGCAACAACUGAGUGAUUUCGGACUAAAUCUUGGAUGCAUACCACUUCGAUGA